UCCCGCGGCCCCCGCUGCCCGCCCCAGGCUCGGUGUAUGAGGCCGCGGCCCGCCAACCUUCGCUGAGACCGUCCCCGGGGUGCGGUGGCCUCGGGCUCCAGAGCACGCCCCGCCACCCGAGGGCUGCGCGUGGCCCCGGGCCUGCUCGCCGGGCGACUCCGCGCGUCCCGGGCCAGGAAGUGGCGGCGCCGAGCGCCAUGGCCCACUCCCCGGUGCAGUCGGGCCUGCCGGGCAUGCAGACCCUGAAAGCAGACCCAGAAGAGCUUUUUACCAAGCUGGAGAAAAUUGGAAAGGGCUCCUUUGGUGAGGUGUUCAAAGGCAUCGACAAUCGGACUCAGAAAGUGGUUGCCAUAAAAAUAAUUGAUCUGGAAGAAGCGGAGGACGAGAUAGAGGACAUUCAACAAGAGAUCACAGUGUUGAGCCAGUGUGACAGUCCGUACGUCACCAAGUAUUAUGGAUCCUAUCUCAAGGAUACUAAAUUAUGGAUAAUCAUGGAGUAUCUCGGUGGAGGCUCUGCCCUGGAUCUGUUAGAACCUGGCCCUUUAGAUGAAAUUCAGAUUGCAACCAUUCUACGAGAGAUUCUGAAAGGACUUGAUUAUCUACACUCAGAGAAGAAAAUCCACAGAGAUAUUAAAGCGGCCAAUGUUCUGCUCUCUGAACAUGGAGAGGUGAAGCUGGCUGACUUUGGAGUGGCUGGCCAGCUGACGGAUACCCAGAUAAAAAGGAACACCUUCGUGGGCACUCCCUUCUGGAUGGCGCCUGAGGUCAUCAAGCAGUCAGCCUACGACUCAAAGGCGGACAUCUGGUCCCUCAGCAUCACAGCCAUAGAACUGGCCAAAGGCGAGCCACCACAUUCCGAGCUGCACCCCAUGAAGGUGCUGUUCCUCAUCCCAAAGAACAACCCUCCCACGCUGGAGGGCAGCUACAGCAGGCCCCUCAAGGAGUUCGUGGAGGCCUGCCUGAACAAGGAGCCCAGCUUCAGGCCCACUGCUAAGGAGUUAUUGAAGCACAAAUUUAUAAUCCGCAAUGCAAAGAAAACGUCCUACCUGACUGAGCUCAUCGACAGGUACAAGAGGUGGAAGGCGGAGCAGAGUCACGAGGACUCCAGCUCGGAGGACUCGGAUGUGGAGACAGAUAGCCAGGCGUCUGGAGGCAGCGACUCUGGGGACUGGAUCUUCACCAUCCCGGAGAAAGACCCCAAGAAUCUGGAGAACAUAACUCUUCAGCCCUCAGAUUUGGAAAGAAAUAAGAUGAAAGACUUCCCAAAGAGGCCCUUCUCUCAGUGCUUGUCCACAAUCAUUUCUCCUCUGUUUGCGGAGCUGAAAGAGAAGAGCCAGGCGUGUGGAGGGAACUUGGGGUCAAUAGAAGAGCUGCGGGGAGCCAUCUACUUGGCGGAAGAGGCCUGCCCUGGGAUCUCCGACACCUUGGUGGCACAGCUUGUACAACGGCUGCAGAGAUAUUCUCUGAGCGGUGGAGGAGCCUCAGCGCACUGAAAGCCCAUGGCGUCCCGGUUGGAUUUUCCUUUCUUCUUCAUCUUCCUUCUUUUUAAAAGUCAACGAGAGCCUUUGCCGACUCUGCGAAGAGGUGUCACGGAGGGGCCCACCCUCCCCUAGCGCCGGCACCUAUCCAGGGACAGCCUCGUCAUGCCACAGCCAGAUGGAG
Rattus rattus (black rat) is the source of this 1662-nucleotide messenger RNA. RefSeq names its product serine/threonine-protein kinase 24-like. Bases 198 to 1493 code for a protein of 431 amino acids. The record is from RefSeq and is a predicted model, not a curated record. Gene Ontology annotation, molecular function: ATP binding; protein kinase activity. Gene Ontology annotation, biological process: protein phosphorylation. The transcript has a single exon. Lineage: Eukaryota; Metazoa; Chordata; Mammalia; Rodentia; Muridae.